Molecule: messenger RNA, 1027 nt
Organism: Enhydra lutris kenyoni (northern sea otter)
Lineage: Eukaryota; Metazoa; Chordata; Mammalia; Carnivora; Mustelidae
Product: TLC domain containing 1
Exons: 4
Coding region: 153-893 (246 amino acids)
Biological process (GO): regulation of membrane lipid distribution; plasma membrane organization; membrane assembly
Cellular component (GO): plasma membrane
Source: RefSeq, a predicted model, not a curated record
GGAGGGGACUGGAGGAACUAGGGGCCUAGAGGGCUCCGCGAAAACUGCGAGGCUGGCGGCUGGCGUGCACUGGCCCGAGAGGAGCUCGGUUCGCGGAGCAGUCGGAGGAGGCAGCUUAGGGGGCAGACAGACGGACGGCAGGGAGGGCCAGCAUGCCCCCACUGCUGCACCCCGCCCUGCCGCUGCUCCUGGGCGCCACGCUGACCUUCCGGGCCCUCCGGCGCGCGCUCAGCCGCCUGCCCCUGCCGGAGCACGUGCGCGCCGACCCCCUGCGCACCUGGCGCUGGCACAACCUGCUGGUCUCCUUCGCCCACUCCAUUGUGUCCGGGGUCUGGGCAGUGCUGUGUCUAUGGCAGACCCCCGAGAUGCUGGUGGAGAUUGAGACGGCAUGGUCGCUUUCUGGCUAUCUGCUCGCUUGCUUCUCUGCAGGGUAUUUCAUCCACGACACGGUGGACAUCGUGAUUAGUCGUCAGACACGGGCUUCUUGGGAAUACCUCGUUCAUCACGUCAUGGCCCUGGGUGCCUUCUUUGCAGGCAUCUUCUGGAACAGUUUUGUUGGUGGGGGAGUCCUAACAUUGCUGGUGGAGGUCAGCAACAUAUUCCUCACCAUCCGCAUGAUGAUGAAGAUCAACAAUGCCCAGCACCUCCUCCUGUACCGGGUCAACAAGUAUGUCAACUUGGUCAUGUACUUUCUCUUCCGCCUGGCCCCUCAGGCCUACCUCACCCACUUCUUCCUGCGUUAUUUGGGUCAGAGGACCCUGGGCACCUUUCUGCUGGGUAACCUGCUCAUGCUGGAUAUCAUGAUCCUCAUCUACUUUUCCCGCCUCCUCCGCUCAGACUUCUGCCCUGGACUUGUCCCCAGCCAACACAAAGACAAGUUUUUGACAGAGUGAGAGGCCUGCAACUUGUGGCAAGAAGAGCAAACACAGCCAAGAACAGCCUCACCAUAUAAGAGAAUUAGCCCCAAGUCUGGGGCAUCCUCUGAGCACAGGCUCUGCACCUACUAUUGAAAAUGCUAAUGAAAGCA